AUGGAAGCUGGGAGUACCACUGCAACUAACAGGCUUUCAAAGGCAUUUGUGGCUGAGAACAAUACUACCAAACUUGUUAAGUCUUCAAAACGAGCUAGUUUAUCUAAGGGAAGGAAAAAGGCAGGAAUUCUACAAGAUAAAUCCUUCAAAAAGGACUUGGAUAGAAUGAGAAUAUCCAGGAGUGGUUCUGAAAAUGUAGCAUUUGACAAUAGUGUCAGAGAAUACGGAUUGGAAUCCAUAGUGGACACCUCGAAUGCACCCCUUCAUACAAAUCCCGUCAUAUUAGUUGGACAUGAAGAGGAUAGAGAUGGACAAUUUAAUGAUCAGGAUGUAGAAGAAAAACCCAAAACCAACACCUUCCGUCUAAAUGAACCAGCCAAGAUACGGGGAAUUCCUCAACAGGAAAGAUAUCUAGACUUGAAAGCCAGGGUAAAGGAAUUGAGGAAAGAGAAUCACAGGCUUUACCGCCAGUUGCAGGAUGAGGCCGAGUUUUCAUUGCAGCUUAAAGAAGAAAACCGGAUUCUAUUGGAUGAGCUGAAGCGGAAAUGCGGACCAGAUAUCAUCAGUUCCCUUGAGGCCGAAAAUCCAGAUCAAACCACUCAAUCUACUGAUAGUUAAAGCUACUUGCGAGAGCUGAGGAACGGAAGUUAUUGCGACUUUUCUUCCUUAAAUGACGUAUAGAACGAAAUUUUCAGGCAGAUAAUAGAACUAGUUUAGACUGGGGUUGUCUGCGUAGGUGUUCAUAUAUCAAUGGUUCCAUAGGCAAGAAGG
This is a messenger RNA of Coffea eugenioides, 771 nucleotides long. RefSeq lists its product as uncharacterized. The transcript has 6 exons. The coding region runs from base 1 to 618 and encodes 205 amino acids. Lineage: Eukaryota; Viridiplantae; Streptophyta; Magnoliopsida; Gentianales; Rubiaceae. The record is from RefSeq and is a predicted model, not a curated record.